This is a messenger RNA of Paramecium primaurelia, 372 nucleotides long. The record is from the annotation of a GenBank genome assembly. NCBI's taxonomy places the organism in Eukaryota, Ciliophora, Oligohymenophorea, Peniculida, Parameciidae.
AUGAUUCACAAAAUAUUAACCUCCACAAUAUUAAUUAAAGAAUUUAAGAAAUAUCAUAAUAGAACUAAAGAAAAAGAAACUAUUGUAUAUUAUUUGUCUAAAUUUUAUGAAGAUUCUUUAAUAAAAUGUAUUAGAUAUGCUCCAUAAUUUUUUUAAAUAAAAGAAUAAGCUAAUAUAUAUAAUAUAUAUGGUGUAUUGGAGUAUGUUGAAUUUAAAGAAUUAAAACCAAGAUAAGGUAUUAAUUUUGAUCCUAAAUAAUAAUUAUCAAUCAAAGAUUUAGAUUCACCAACUAGAUCUCCUAAUAAAAUUUUAACAACAAUCAAUAUUUCUAAACCUAUAAUGAAAAUUAAAAAAAAUAGCUAGCUAAAUUGA